AUGACCGACUCGGAUUCAAUCCGUGCCUCGAUUUACGAUGCUUUCCUUGAACUUGGUGCUUUGGAUCCUAAUAAUCGAGUCGCUACCUGGUUCUUUGGUGAUCCCACGUCCUCUUUGACUAGUAUUCACGAUGCUACUGCUGUGCAGCAAGCUACCCGUUUCGCACCACCAAACAACAUAGAAAACAACAAUUCAUCUCGCCAGUCGAGACCCUCGCGUUCGCUGUGGUUCUCCCCCAAGCUUAUCAGGUCACGCUCCAUAAGCCGGACGGAAGAGCAAGGGGAUCCUUGGUCUCCACCCAAGAUGAAAAUCCCCGCCAUGUUCACUUCACGGUUGACGAAAAGCGCUCGAGAAGGCAAGUCAUUGCCUGCUCUUCCGCCUAUUGAGAGGAAGCGCUGCGUAACCAAGACAUCACGAGCCAGGUCGUUAUUCCGGAAGCGAAAUAAACUUCCUUCAUCGGGAACUGAGGUCGAAAUGUCUACGGAUAGUCUGAUCCAGUGGCAGCAGAUUGCCAAUAUCAUUCCCCGCCAUUACAAUCCUUCUGCUGAGAAUGGGACAGCAGCUGUUUCUCCUGUCCCGUCGCCGCCUGCUCGUCAUCCAUCCAUGACGGUUGAAUCGACGGAUACAUUACCAGGACGACAUGUUCAGCGACCGCCCUUUGCGUUACCUCGGUCUGUUUUCCGUUCUUUAACGCUCAAUAAACAUGGGACAUCACCUAAACCUUCAAGUUCGCGUUUCAAAAAAAGACCACAUUCUCUCGAUUUAAACUCAUCAACAACAGCGAAACGGCUCGCUGCCUCCCUUCCAGCUUCGCCAUUCGUUCUCGUGACUGAUACGGCAGAGCCUUCAACACCUGCCGGGUUUUCUGGGACACCAUUUGUUUUCAUCACACCCAUCGAUAACCCUACCCCACUGCAUUCUGCGACAAUGAAGAGAUUUUCUGAUGUCACGUCGAUGACUGCGCCAUUGGGCAUUUACCCAGUUUCUAUUUCGCGUCCCAUCCGGCACAGUAUUGCCUACGACACUCUCGCUCUGGACGUUCCCGCUUCGCCUCCUCCUCGCCUGCGUCCCAGCAGCUCCUAUUCUUCUUUUCAAGAUGCAUUGGCGCAAGCUGCCAGUGCCGCAUCACCAUACGAACUAUAUGAGGAUCAUGUACCCCAAAUUAGGAGGGGGAUUGAGGCGCCUUUUCCAACACAUCCCAUCUUACCUCAACCGCUAUCCACCAUCCACUCGCGAGAACAGAGACUCGCAACAAUCAGGCGUUAUCAAGAAUUUUCAGAGCAAUUAGUAGAGGUGAUACCUUAUAAACGCUUUGCACAAGACUUGUCCAGUGUCGAGUAA
Messenger RNA from Mycena indigotica, 1341 nucleotides. RefSeq lists its product as uncharacterized. Lineage: Eukaryota; Fungi; Basidiomycota; Agaricomycetes; Agaricales; Mycenaceae. Bases 1 to 1341 code for a protein of 446 amino acids. The transcript has a single exon. The record is from RefSeq and is a predicted model, not a curated record.